UCGCAUCAGUGCCUUCCCGAAUCAGGGUUUCUCAUACAACUUGCAAGGCUAUGUUCCAGCUUGCAGCUCCAUUUGACGCGCGACCUGUUCCUUGAUCCUCCUGACCAUGUGAAGUCCAAUGCAGGCCAGCAGGAUGCAAAGCCAUAUAUAUUUGGCGACCGAUUUUCUCUUGACGGUCAGACGCAGCCUCUCUUCCUUUGAAUCUCUUCGUUCAGAGUGGACUCUAUCAUGCCCGCUCUCACUUAUCUGUUGUUGGCCGCCAUCUGCGCGUCAUCUGUUCACUCUCUGCCUUCCAAACGUAUUCAGAGCUGUAAUGCUACUGUGACACCCUCUUCCUUCUCAUCUACGUCUUUGGAUGUUGUCAUCGUGGGUGGUGGAACUGCUGGCCUCGUCCUUGCUUCGCGCCUUUCAGAAAGCGAGAAGCUACAGGUCGGUGUGAUAGAGGCGGGUUAUGAUCACGCCAACGAUCCUCUCAUCGACAUCCCCAAUGAUGCAAACCUCCUUGGAUACCAGGGUGCUCUGUUUGGCAACUCGACUUAUGAUUGGGAGUAUACAAGUGUCCCACAGCGAGGUCUAGACGAUAGAGUUCUGUCGUAUCCUAGCGGAAAAGUUCUUGGUGGCUCAUCUGCCAUCAAUGGUAUGACAAUACAGCGUGGAUCCCGCCAAGAUUACGACGCUUGGGGAAACGCCUUCGGAAACGGUCAAGAAUGGACUUUUGACGCCGUCCUCCCCUACUUCGAACGUUAUGAGCACUGGCAUGCCCCUACUUUGUCAGCUACGGGUGACCUUGACUCGGACGAACUAAGUGCAGUCCAUGGCACCAGCGGCCCCGUCUCCGUAAGCUAUAACAACUGGCUGCCAGACAUCGACACUCCCCUCAUCCAAUCGGGGAUCGCCCUCGGUCUCGGACCAACCCAGAACCCUGACGGAGGUAACGACACCUUCUUCCCCAAUUUCGGAGCGUCCCACAGCUACGAUCCUGCUACGGGAAGCCGCAGCUAUGCGGCCAGUGCGUAUUAUGGACAGACCGAGCGGUGUCGCUCUAACCUACAUCUGUUGACUGGUGCUAUUGUGUCCCGUAUUAUCUGGUACAACAACACAGCUACGAAGGCAGCGGGUGUAGAAUAUACAGUCGGAACCGAGAAGUUUACGGUAAAGGCUUCCAAAGAAGUCAUACUCUCAGCUGGCUCCCUUAGAUCGCCACAGAUUCUUGAGCUAAGCGGAGUCGGCAACAAGACAUUGCUGGAAAGCCUCAACAUCUCCGUUGUCGUCGAUAUCCCUCAGGUGGGAGAGAACUUGGUAGAGCAGUUUAUCGCAGCAACGGACUUUUUGGUUCGUGAUGGGGUGUCCACACUUGAUGCUCUCAGCAACAAUGCCACCCUCUUAGCCGAACAGCAGAACCUUUACCGAACGAACAAGACUGGCGCAUUCACCUACUGUUUACAUGUCAAUGCUCCUACUCCCAUUCGUUCAGUUGUUCCGGAGGACGAAUUCACGGCCAUGCGCGCGGUACUCGACAAUUAUCUCGCCAACGCAACUCUCACUCCGCUACAAAAAGUGCAAUACGAUGUCAUCAAGCAAUUCAUUGACGGCGGUGAGGUUGCCACUGCCUCCUUGUUGGUACUCCCGAGCGGUGGCUUGGUCAGCACUCCGGCAGCAGACCAGGGUUACAUAUCGGUCGUUUCGAGUCCAGGGCACCCUUUCUCACGCGGAAAUGUGCAUAUCAACACCACGGACCCACUUUCGUACCCCCUCAUUGACUCUGCAUUCCUAACAAACCCCUGGGAUGUCCAGGCUACGUUCAACUUUAUGCUGUUUGUUCGCAAGUGGAUCGCCACUGUGGACGAUGUAGAAUCGCCUGGUACCCCUCCACAGGAUGCAGAUUCAUGGAGUGAUGACCAGUGGACGGCGUACGUGAAAAGCGUUCUCGGGACUGCCCAUCAUCCAGUUGGAACCGCAGCCAUGGCAUCGCAAGAACUUGGAGGUAGGUGCAGUUUUGAUCAGCCUCGAUAUCCAUUCACUGUUCGCCGUGUAGGUGUCGUCGAUCCCCGAUUCAAAGUAUAUGGUCUCCAAAAUGUCCGCGUCGUUGAUGCUAGCGUGUUUCCCAUGCCUGUUGGCAUAGCCCCGUUGUCGACAGUAUACAUGCUAGCCGAAAAGGUAAACUGCAUGGUUUCUGAUCAUUUCUUCCCUACAUCUGACUUGAUUUCCAGGCAGCUGAUACUAUCAAGACCGAUCUGAAUGCUAACUAAAUUAGUGUUCAGGUUCUUCAUCAGUUCUUUUGAGAGAAUACCCACAUCAGACGUUCUUUACCAUACUACUUUAAAGUUACGCGGCUACGUCUUAUAUCUGAUCGUGAUCGUUUCAUCAUAAUUAAUUUUAUCUGCAAUGUGCAUUUUGGGAGUGUUUACUUUCCACAGACUGUUCAUCAUUUAUCGAACACUUAGUGGAUGAUUAUUUAUUAUAUCAGAUAUUAAAUAUAUGAGUCUUUGCUCAAAAUUCCCACUAUCCCAUACUAGCAUGAUGAGUUUCAAAUGAAAGGUAUUUCUUG
This is a messenger RNA of Guyanagaster necrorhizus, 2548 nucleotides long. RefSeq names its product alcohol oxidase. The transcript is spliced from 9 exons. Gene Ontology annotation, molecular function: flavin adenine dinucleotide binding; oxidoreductase activity, acting on CH-OH group of donors. The record is from RefSeq and is a predicted model, not a curated record. Lineage: Eukaryota; Fungi; Basidiomycota; Agaricomycetes; Agaricales; Physalacriaceae. Bases 229 to 2238 code for a protein of 669 amino acids.